Messenger RNA from Corticium candelabrum, 672 nucleotides. Its product is annotated as glutaredoxin-related protein 5, mitochondrial-like. Bases 26 to 463 code for a protein of 145 amino acids. Gene Ontology annotation, cellular component: mitochondrial matrix. The record is from RefSeq and is a predicted model, not a curated record. Lineage: Eukaryota; Metazoa; Porifera; Homoscleromorpha; Homosclerophorida; Plakinidae. The transcript is spliced from 7 exons.
ACAACCUCCCGGAUGUCAAUAAACCAUGUCACGACUAUUAGCGAUUUCUGCAAGAUCCGGCUUCGUCAGACGGUGUCGAACGGCUCUGUUGGUGACAAAUUCGAGGUUGUUGAGUGAUUCGGAUUCAAACAAGUUGAUUCAUAAGUUGGUGACAAACGAUGACGUCGUUCUGUUUAUGAAAGGCACACCCGAUGAGCCAAGAUGUGGCUUCAGCAAUGCAGUCGUUCAGAUUCUUAGGAUGCACGGUGUUAAUAAAUAUGCAAGCCACAAUAUCCUAGAAGAUGACAACAUACGGCAAUCAGUUAAAGACUAUAGCAACUGGCCCACGUUUCCGCAGGUUUACUUUAAAGGAGAAUUUGUUGGUGGAUGUGACAUCAUGAUGCAGAUGCAUCAGAAUGGAGAUCUGGUUGAAGAGUUGAAGAAAGUUGGAAUUCGUUCCGCUCUCCUUGAUUGCGAGAAAUGAGUUUACACAUGUAAACAUUAUGCCCGGUACUAUCAGUACACUUAGAUAUGAGUAGUUGUCAGGAGUUUAGAGAGUAAAUAUCUUUGCAUGCCUACAUUGAUAUACUGAGGCUCGAUGGAGAGCCAUGUGAUCACGCCCCUUUCUGUUGUGCGACCCGGUUAGAAGCCUCGUUAUGCCCGGCAAUAACAAUUUAUCUAUUGCUACACCAG